Neoarius graeffei (lesser salmon catfish) is the source of this 4689-nucleotide messenger RNA. RefSeq names its product alpha-actinin-2-like. The record is from RefSeq and is a predicted model, not a curated record. Gene Ontology annotation, biological process: muscle cell development; actin cytoskeleton organization. Bases 141 to 2846 code for a protein of 901 amino acids. Gene Ontology annotation, cellular component: Z disc; cell projection; plasma membrane. Gene Ontology annotation, molecular function: actin filament binding; calcium ion binding. Lineage: Eukaryota; Metazoa; Chordata; Actinopteri; Siluriformes; Ariidae. The transcript has 21 exons.
GGUGUCCAAAUAAGGCUCGCAAGUGACGCAGAAGCAGCUCACAUGAGUUUCACGGCAGUGUGAGUGAGAAGCAUCGGACAGCCGGGAAUCAGACACCUCCGAGUGCACAGGCCUGGGUUUGAGUGAGAAGAGACAGUCAGAUGAUGAUGGCGACGACCAUGGUGACGAUGAAACAAACAGAGAUUCAGUACAAUAACGGCUACAUGCAGGAGGAGUACAUGGUGCAGGAGGAUGAGUGGGACCGGGACCUGCUGCUCGACCCCGCCUGGGAGAAACAACAGCGCAAGACUUUCACUGCAUGGUGCAACUCACAUCUGCGUAAGGCUGGGACUCAGAUUGAGAACAUAGAGGAGGAUUUCCGCAAUGGACUCAAGUUGAUGCUCCUUCUGGAACUCAUCUCAGGUGAAAGGCUGUCUAAGCCAGACAGAGGAAAAAUGCGAUUUCACAAAAUAGCCAAUGUGAACAAAGCCCUGGAGUACAUCACCAGUAAAGGGGUAAAGUUGGUGUCCAUCGGAGCUGAAGAGAUUGUUGAUGGAAAUGUAAAGAUGACUUUGGGAAUGAUCUGGACCAUUAUCCUCCGCUUCGCCAUCCAGGACAUCUCAGUGGACGAAACCUCAGCUAAAGAAGGUUUGCUGCUGUGGUGCCAGAGGAAGACGGCUCCUUACAGGAACGUCAACAUCCAAAACUUCCACGGCAGCUGGAAGGAUGGCCUGGCCUUCUGCGCCCUGAUCCACAGACACAGACCUGAUCUGAUUGACUACUCCAAACUCAACAAGGAUGAUCAUCUAGGCAACCUGAACCUGGCUCUGGAAGUUGCAGAGAAACACCUCGACAUCCCCAAAAUGCUGGAUCCAGAAGACAUCAUCAACACUCCCAAACCUGAUGAGAGAGCCAUCAUGACCUACGUGUCCUGCUUCUACCAUGCUUUUGCUGGAGCUGAGCAGGCGGAGACCGCUGCUAACAGGAUUUGUAAAGUUCUUGGGGUCAACCAGGAGAAUGAGAAGUUCAUGGAAGACUAUGAAAAACUAGCAAGUGAGCUGCUUGAGUGGAUCCGCAGCACCACCCCGUGGCUGGAGAACCGCUCUCCCGAGACCACUGUGGCAGCCAUGAAGAAGAAACUUGAAGAUUUCCGUGACUAUCGUCGCAUUCACAAGCCGCCUAAAGUGCAAGAGAAAUGUCAGCUGGAGAUCAGCUUCAACACGCUGCAGACUAAACUGCGUAUCAGCAACAGGCCUGCCUACAUGCCCUCUGAGGGAAAGAUGGUGUCGGACAUUAUGAGUGCAUGGCAGGGUCUGGAGCAGGCAGAGAAAGGUUACGAAGACUGGUUGCUGAAUGAACUUCGACGCUUGGAGCGUCUUGACCACCUGGCCAUGAAAUUCCAGCAGAAGGCGUCCACCCAUGAGAGCUGGGCUAAAGGUAAGGAUGGGUUCCUGACUCUGAAGGACUAUGAGCAGGCCUCUCUGACCGAUGUGCGGGCUCUGCUUCGGAAGCACGAGGCAUUCGAAAGCGACCUCGCUGCACAUCAGGACCGAGUGGAGCAGAUCGCAGCCAUCGCACAGGAACUCAAUGAACUGGACUACCAUGCAGCAGCAGACAUUAACAAGCAUUGUCAGCAGAUAUGUGAUCAGUGGGACCAGCUGGGAACUCUGACUCAGAAACGGAGAGAGGCCCUGGAGAGGACGGAAAAGUUGCUGGAGACAAUUGAUCAGCUCUUCCUGGAGUUUGCUAAAAGGUCUGCUCCAUUUAAUAACUGGAUGGAGGGAGCCAUGGAGGACCUGCAAGACAUGUUCAUAGUGCACAGCAUAGAGGAGAUAGAGAGCCUGAUUUCAGCCCAUGACCAGUUCAAAACGACGCUGCCUGAGGCAGAUGUGGAGAGACAGACCAUCCUGAACAUCUACAACGAGGUGCAGAAAAUCACCCAGACUUACCACAUCUCUCCCGACCUCACCAACAUCUACUGCACCAUCACCCCAACUGAGAUCAACUUCAAAUGGGAGAAGGUGAAGAGGCUGGUCCCUCAGAGGGAUACUGCAUUACGGGAUGAGUUGUCCAGGCAACAAGCCAACGAGCGCCUCAGGAGGCAGUUUGCGGCCCAGGCCAAUGCGAUCGGACCCUGGAUACAGACACGCAUGGAGGAGAUUGCACACUGCUCAGUGGAUACAGGAGCCACUUUAGAGGAUCAGAUGAAUCAGCUGAAGCAGUAUGAGGGUAUGAUCAUCAACUACAAGCCCAACAUCGACAAGCUGGAGGGAGAUCACCAGGUCAUCCAGGAGUCACUCAUAUUCAGCAACAAACACACCAACUACACCAUGGAGCAUAUUCGUGUUGGAUGGGAGCACCUUCUGACGACUGUGGCUCGAACCAUCAACGAGAUCGAGACUCAGAUCCUGACACGUGACGCCAAGGGCAUCAGUCAGAAGCAGCUCACCGAGUUUCGCUCAUCCUUCAGCCACUUUGAUAGGAAGAAGAAAGGAAAAAUGGACAUAGAUGAAUUCCGUGCGUGUCUCAUCUCCAUGGGAUAUGACCUGGGUGAGGCGGAAUUUGCUCGGAUCAUGUCAGUGGUCGAUCCGAAUGGGACUAAAACGGUGACGUUCCAGUCGUUUGUGGACUUCAUGACCCGUGAGACGACGGAGACUGACACUACUGAACAAGUCGUCGCCUCUUUCAGGAUCCUUGCUGGUGAUAAGCCGUAUAUAAUGAUCGAAGAGCUGAGGCGUGAGCUGCCUCCUGAACAGGCUGAUUACUGCAUUGCCAGGAUGCCUCUGUAUACCGGGCCUGACGGAAUGCCCGGAGCCUUGGAUUACCAGGCCUUCUCUUCUGCCCUCUACGGAGAGAGUGAUCUUUAAACACACAUAUACAUAUUUCUUUCAAAUUGCAAUGUUACAUUACUGUUUCUAGCACUCCCUUUUCCAACGACUUUCCCUCAUGACUCAAAAACCUGCUAUCAACUACAACACAAUGUUUUUCCUCCAGUCACAUUUCACUCCAAGAGAUCAUUUAACAAACCUCAGGGUCGCUGUUUAAUGAUUAUCACAAUGACGGAUGAUGGAAAGUCAACAAGAGUGCUUUAAAAACAGUACUGGAACACAGCUUCUUCUUUUUUUUUCCUUCAAUAACAUGAAAGUCCCUUACGGAAAAAGCAGUACUGCUGAAAACUGGUUUAAGAUUGGAAGAAUAAAAGAGGAAAAGAAAUGAAACAUUAAUUCCUUCAUUAAUUCUGAACCAGAAAAAAAAUUGAGUAUGCUGCUUAAAUAUUUUAAUCAGGUUGUCUAUUGAUUAAAUUAGUUGUACAACCAGAGGUGGAUAAAAUACCCAACUUCGUCAAAUAUUACUCCGAUACAAGUGAAAGUUCUCCAGUCAAAUUUUUUACUCAAGUUAAAGUACUGAAGUACUUGCUUUUAAAAAUACUGAAGUAUUAAAAGUACAUUUUCGGUCAAUGCAUCGUUGUAUUAUUGACACAACGCUGACAAAACCUAAUGCCGUUACCAAAGACAGAAUUCACAAAAUGAACGCAUGCUGUGCCAUCAUGAUGGUUUAACGUUAAGCUAGCUAGUCAGUGAAACUCCACCUGACAUGCUAGCAAACUCUUUCCAAACUCGAAAUCAUAUUGGGUAGCUAACGCUACUAGAAAAGAAAGAUUUCUACAUUCUGUUUAUUUGGCAAGUUUAUGCUAAACCAUAUUUCUGAAAGGACUUCAGCUAAGUUAACAUUAUUCAUGUUAGCGUAACUCUGUUUUUACAUGCUAACUAACAGUGUCCAAGUUAACUAGCUAUGUGUUAACGUUGGCCGUGGACGAGGCUACGGCAACUUGACGGGCAAAUCCAUAGAAAGUCAUUUGACUAACCAGACUGCAUAGUUAUUGCAACGUUAUCACUAGCUCUAAAAGCACAGACAACUUCAUUGCAAGCUUUCUCUUGGAAAAAAACGUUUAUAUCCCUCAAUAUGCUUCCGCAGGUUGGACGGUGAGUUUUUGUAGGCCAUGAUGUGGUUCGUUUUCGGCAAACAAAGCAAACAUUUAAAAUGAAAUGAAUCUUUAAUCCUUUCUGAAAACUGAAAUAUGGUUUCUAGGUAUGGCUAUGAGUGCGUGCAUUCCCCAGAAGAACCGCCUCCUUCCGUUCUGCUUGUGUUAAAUAAUGCUGCGGAGAAAUCGUUGAACUUGAUUUUAUCCAGUCUAUGGACGUGACGUGACCCUAGUGAUUACUGAUCGGCUCUCAGUGUCACCUGAGAAAAAAAACAAUCAAGUUUUAAAAAAGAAAAGAAAAAAACAUCCACUUUCAAAGCCGCUUCAUAGUAACGAGUAACGAGGACCUUGAUAGAAAUGUAGUGGAGUAAAAAGUACGAUAUUUGCCUUUCAAAUGUAGUGAAGUUAGUCAUAAGUUUCCAAAAAAAAUUAUACUCAAGUAAAGUACAGAUACUCAAAAAGCGUACUUAAGUACAGUACUCAAGUAAAUGUACUUCAUUACUGUCCACCUCUGUGUACAACUAAUUUCAUACGAGGAUAAUACACUCCAGAAUCAGUUUUGGACUUUUUGAAUGUGGAAUUGUAACUCAGCAACAAUCACUACAAGCCUCUAAUGAUUCGUUUUCAGCUGUUUUGUUGGUAAGUAAGUGGAUAUUUGUAAUCAUGAACAUGGCUCACACAGAUAUUCACAAAUAAUGAUAAUCCAAUAAAGUCUAAAUGAUAGCAAA